UGAUGAUGAUGAUGAGGAGGAGGAGGAGGAGGAGGUGGUGGUGGUGGUGGUGGUGGACAAGGUGAAGAAAAGUAGUGGGAAAUCUCAUUACGUAGAAGCUGACAGCAAGUAUGAGGAGGUGGAGGUGAAUGAGGAGAAGAAGGAGGUGGAGGUGGACAAGGCAAAGAAAAGAAGAGGGAAAUCUCGGUACGUAGUAGAUGACUGCGAGUAUGAGGAGGUGGAGUUGAAAGAGGAGAAAAAGAAGGAGGUGGUGGUGGAGAAGGAUGAUGACUGGAAGAAAGAGAGGAAGAAGAAAAGGAGUGGCCGAAGUUACCACAUUAUUGAGAUGUUUAACUCCCUUGAUCCAUCAAUGAGGGUGCAGCUGCUUGUGUGUGACUAUGACGAAUAUAUCGUCGGCUUCCGGCGGCAGGAAAAGAGAGUAUGGGGUACAUGGUACCGACUUCGGGGGGAGUACAUGCCCACCUGGCUGAAUCCUGCUGAAAUUAGAGUGUCUGGCAACCACAGCAAGGAGACCACCGUGGGAGGCAUUGAUUGCAUCAUGCAUAUGUUUUACGCGCUGGCUCAGUCUGAGAGUGACCUUGCUGAGAUCAAGGCAGCCUUGCUCCGGGCUGUCGUGAUGUUUUGCGAAGCACUUCGUUUUCUCUGUAUCCUUCAGAUGGUCAUCGAUGCAAUUGCAAACAACCAAGAUGCCACCCCUCUGCCUAACCACUUCUGGGGACGCAUCAACAAUUGGGGUCAACUCUCCAGGAUGGCGCUGCAAGUAUGCAAGAACGGCGCUGUUGACAGUCCUACUUUGUUGGGCAGGGUCAUGCACAGAUGCCAAUAUUUUUCAUUUGAGGAGAUCAUUGGAGAUAGGACAAAGGGUGACUUGACACUGCUGAUGCGGAACGAUGAAAUCCUGCUUGACAGAGCAACGUGGGAGUCCCUGCAGGAAGAGGGUGCGGGAGAAGAUGUCCAUGACCCCCGUUUCUAGUUACUGAAGCUCUACCUGCGCCACCUGCUGCAGUUUUCUCCAACCCUGCUGCUGGUCUUCUCCAAACUCUGCUGCUCUUCGUCUACGCCUCGUGUUGCUGCUACAAUCUGCACCUCCCUUGCUGCUGCUCCCCUUCAUGACCAUCAGCGCGACGACAACUACCUCUUCUUCGCCAACCUGUGCUGAUCAUGUAACCUCUGUAAAUUUUGAUUGGAGACUAUGAUCUGUCCAUAAAUGAUGUUUGGUGCUGCCUUGUCAAUUUAGUACUAGUUCUAUAUGUGUUAUCUAUCCUGCAAAAGUACAAACGAUAAUCAUUUUAGCAGCAACUGAAGUGAAUGCUUAACAACAAUUAUCUGAAUAUUAAUACCAAACUCCUCACGGUCAGGGUAGUGCACUUGUUUGAACGAAUUAAGAGUAAAAAUUCAGCUUCGAUCAUCAUUGUAUGGUCAAAUCUGUUGUAACUACAGAAAUCGCCAGUUACCACAAAUCAGCCUUGCCUAAAAUGAAUCUAAGUAGUGCCUUUCGUCAGUAGUGUUUUUUAAAGGGUAGAGCUCUAUAGGUCAGGUAAUAGUGUCAUUACAAUCACUGUUAGUCAUGCCCAGCACUAUUCUGCCCCUUGUCCUGGUUCUAUGUCGGGUUUGCAGCAAGGUGAUAGGCACUCUUAACAGAAAACCUACCAUUCUUCUCAUGUUGCCAAGCCUAAAAAUCAUCUUUACCAUAAUUAGAUAAGCAGAUAUCAGGGAUCACAUCUGCAUCAUGUGGAUAACAAACUUCUGAAUCAGAUCCACAUUCCAGCGCUUCGGGUUAUGCAGCAGUAAGUCAGAGAUAGAUGUGACUUCGAGCCUUUCCUAGGUGUGCUGAGACUUAGGUUGCCUCUUGGUACCCAGUUGUCGCCUCAGAUCCUAACUGCGGCACCCGAUCCUAUUCUCCAGAUGAUACCAUGUUUCAGAAGGUCCCGGCCAUGAUUAAUACCCCGCCACACAGGCGAUGAUGCCAUGUUUCAGAAGGUCCAGGCCUAGUGUGUACACCUUCAAUUUUUUUUCAUUCCCCCACCAAAAGUUGCAGAUGAGUUGUAUGAA
Triticum dicoccoides is the source of this 2052-nucleotide messenger RNA. RefSeq lists its product as uncharacterized. Gene Ontology annotation, molecular function: rRNA N-glycosylase activity. The coding region runs from base 326 to 973 and encodes 215 amino acids. The record is from RefSeq and is a predicted model, not a curated record. The transcript is spliced from 2 exons. Lineage: Eukaryota; Viridiplantae; Streptophyta; Magnoliopsida; Poales; Poaceae. Gene Ontology annotation, biological process: negative regulation of translation.